AUGAGAUUGUCUUCAGCUGGGUUCAAUCCUCAACCUCAUGAAGGAGAGAAAAGAGUUCUAAAUUCUGAGCUGUGGCAUGCUUGUGCUGGUCCUCUUGUCUCUCUACCUCCUGUUGGAAGCAGAGUUGUGUAUUUCCCUCAAGGUCACAGUGAACAGGUCGCUGCUUCGACCAACAAAGAAGUGGAUGCUCAUAUUCCAAACUACCCGAGCUUACAUCCCCAGCUUAUCUGUCAGCUUCACAAUGUCACAAUGCAUGCUGAUGUGGAGACUGAUGAAGUCUAUGCACAGAUGACUUUGCAACCGUUGAAUGCGCAAGAGCAAAAAGAUCCUUACCUUCCGGCGGAAUUAGGUGUUCCGAGUAGGCAGCCUACGAACUACUUCUGUAAAACUCUGACUGCUAGUGAUACCAGCACUCAUGGAGGUUUCUCUGUGCCUCGCCGUGCUGCUGAGAAAGUUUUCCCUCCCUUGGAUUACUCCCAGCAGCCUCCAGCUCAAGAGUUGAUGGCGAGGGAUCUGCACGAUAACGAGUGGAAGUUCCGGCAUAUCUUCCGAGGCCAACCAAAGAGGCAUCUCCUUACUACGGGUUGGAGCGUAUUCGUGAGUGCUAAAAGGCUUGUCGCUGGUGACUCCGUGCUUUUCAUCUGGAACGAUAAGAAUCAGUUGCUUCUUGGUAUAAGACGAGCCAACAGGCCACAAACUGUCAUGCCUUCAUCUGUUUUGUCAAGUGACAGUAUGCAUUUAGGCCUUCUUGCUGCGGCAGCUCAUGCAGCUGCUACAAACAGCCGCUUCACCAUCUUCUAUAACCCGAGGGCGAGUCCAUCAGAGUUUGUCAUACCACUUGCAAAAUACGUGAAAGCGGUUUAUCACACUCGCGUCUCUGUUGGCAUGCGGUUUAGGAUGCUGUUUGAAACAGAAGAGUCAAGUGUUCGUCGGUACAUGGGUACAAUAACUGGCAUUUGUGAUCUUGACUCUACUCGUUGGGCUAAUUCUCAUUGGCGCUCCGUCAAGGUUGGAUGGGAUGAGUCUACUGCAGGAGAGAGGCAACCAAGGGUUUCCUUGUGGGAGAUUGAGCCUUUAACGACAUUCCCAAUGUAUCCAUCUCCUUUUCCUCUCAGGCUUAAACGUCCGUGGCCUCCAGGUCUCCCAUCUUUCCACGGUCUUAAAGAAGAUGAUAUGGGUAUGGGUAUGAGCUCGCCGCUAAUGUGGGAUAGAGGACUUCAGUCUCUAAACUUUCAAGGUAUGGGAGUAAACCCCUGGAUGCAGCCGAGGCUUGAUGCUUCUGGCUUGCUUGGUAUGCAAAACGACGUUUACCAAGCAAUGGCUGCAGCUGCUCUUCAAGACAUGAGAGGCAUUGAUCCUGCCAAAGCUGCUGCUUCACUUCUUCAGUUCCAAAAUCCCUCAGGAUUCUCAAUGCAGCCUCCGUCUUUAAUGCAGCCUCAGAUGCUCCAACAGCAACUCUCUCAGCAACAGCAGCAGCAACAGCAACAGCAACAGGCGUAUCUCGGCGUUCCUGAAACCCACCAGCCUCAAUCUCAAGCUCAGUCACAGUCAAACAAUCUUCUUUCUCAGCAGCAACAGCAGCAGCAAGUGGUGGAUAAUCAUAAUCCUUCUGCUUCCAGUGCUGUUUCUGCUAUGUCUCAGUUUGGUUCUGCUUCUCAGUCCAACACGUCACCACUUCAGUCCAUGAACUCGUUGUGUCAUCAGCAAAGCUAUUCAGAAGCUAAUGGAGGAAACAAUCCGAUUUCUCCGCUCCACACUCUUCUCAGUAACUUCUCUCAAGAUGAGUCUUCUCAACUGCUCAACCUCACAAGAACAAACUCUGCCAUGACUUCAUCCGGUUGGCCAUCAAAGCGUCCCGCAGUUGAGUCAUCGUUCCAGCACUCUGGAGCCGGUAACAACACUCAGUCUGUGAUGGAGCAGUUGGGACAGUCCCACACAAGCAACGUUCCUCCAAACGCUGUCUCGUUGCCUCCAUUCCCCGGUGGAGGAAGAGAGUGCUCGAUCGAGCAAGAAGGAAGCGGCUCAGACCCGCAUAGCCAUCUUCUCUUUGGAGUCAACAUAGAUUCAUCUUCUCUUUUGAUGCCAAACGGAAUGUCAAACCUUAGAAGCAUUGGCAUUGAAGGCGGCGACUCCACGACUUUACCCUUCACAUCAUCCACGUUCAACAACGAUUUCUCUGGUAAUCUUGCAAUGACAACACCCUCUAGUUGCAUAGACGAGUCAGGUUUUCUUCAAUCCUCGGAAAACAUCGGUUCUGACCAACAAUCUAAUACAUUUGUGAAGGUGUACAAGUCAGGAUCUUUUGGAAGAUCUUUAGAUAUAACGAAGUUUAGCAGCUACCACGAGCUGCGAAGCGAGCUUGCUCGCAUGUUUGGCCUUGAAGGCCAGUUAGAAGACCCUGUGAGAUCAGGCUGGCAGCUUGUAUUUGUUGACCGAGAGAACGAUGUUCUUCUCCUCGGCGAUGACCCUUGGCCGGAGUUUGUGAGCAGCGUGUGGUGCAUCAAGAUAUUGUCACCGCAAGAAGUGCAGCAAAUGGGGAAAAGAGGACUUGAGCUUCUCAACUCCGCGCCAUCGUCCAACAAUGUCGAUAAGCUCCCGAGCAACGGGAACUGCGACGACUUUGGGAACCGGUCAGACCCGAGGAACCUCGGUAACGGUAUCGCAUCAGUAGGGGGUUCGUUCAACUACUAG
Microthlaspi erraticum is the source of this 2691-nucleotide messenger RNA. The record is from the annotation of a GenBank genome assembly. NCBI's taxonomy places the organism in Eukaryota, Viridiplantae, Streptophyta, Magnoliopsida, Brassicales, Brassicaceae.